GGAAGGCGGCAGCACGGGUUUCAGCCGCUGCGAAGCGCGCCAGGGCAUAGGCGCGGCGAGGGUACAGCCAUGACCCUGCGGGCGGGGGGUUCUCGGCUGCUCGGCGGACUCCUGCUCUUCGCUCUGCUCGCUGCCGGCGCCGCGCCGCUCAGCUGGGAUCCCCCAGAGCCCCGCAGCCGGGCCAGCAAGAUCCGAGUGCACCCUCGAGGCAACCUCUGGGCCACCGGUCACUUCAUGGGUAAGAAGAGCCUGGAAACCCCCAGCCCAUUCCUCUUGGGGACAGCUCCCCACAUCUCCCUGAGGGACCAGAGACUCCAGCUGAGUCACGAUCUUCCCAGGAUCCUCCUGCUAAAGAAAGUUCUGGGCAUGAGCCUUAGCAGUCCAGCACCUCACCCCCAGUACAGGAGGCUGCUGGCCCAGAUGCUGCAGAAGGGGUGCCCCUAAUGAGGAAGAGACGCCGACAUGACUUAGACUGCGCACACCCAGGGAAGGUGCUGAGCGGGACCCUGGUGGCAGCCCCAUCUGGAUGUAAAACCUGGGCUCAAAUGUCUGUUACUCCGUUACUGUGAUUUCUGGUUGCGUCGCCGGGAUACUGCCCAUGAGACACAAAUUAUGUCCCUGCUGUAUUUCUUGCUUCAGUGUUGAAGUCGUGAAUAAAACCCUGCUCUUUACAUAGA
This is a messenger RNA of Mustela lutreola (European mink), 677 nucleotides long. RefSeq names its product neuromedin B (gene NMB). Lineage: Eukaryota; Metazoa; Chordata; Mammalia; Carnivora; Mustelidae. Gene Ontology annotation, molecular function: neuromedin B receptor binding; neuropeptide hormone activity. The transcript has 3 exons. Gene Ontology annotation, cellular component: neuron projection. Gene Ontology annotation, biological process: neuropeptide signaling pathway; positive regulation of hormone secretion. Bases 70 to 444 code for a protein of 124 amino acids. The record is from RefSeq and is a predicted model, not a curated record.